This is a messenger RNA of Stegastes partitus (bicolor damselfish), 4056 nucleotides long. RefSeq names its product SANT and BTB domain regulator of CSR (gene sanbr). NCBI's taxonomy places the organism in Eukaryota, Metazoa, Chordata, Actinopteri, Pomacentridae. The record is from RefSeq and is a predicted model, not a curated record. The transcript is spliced from 21 exons. The coding region runs from base 766 to 2889 and encodes 707 amino acids.
CUGCAGUGCGACAACUGGGACGAGUCAGCGCUGCAGAUACUGACGAAACCGAAAGGCUUUUAUUCGUCUGAAGUAUUUUAGGACAUGGCCGCUUCGUUCAUAUGUUGACAGCGUGACCAGUCGAUAGUAUUUCUCCCGGGAACAGUCUAUGCCACCGUGUUACUGGGCUUAAGAAUACACCAACGUCAAAGCUAAGGAGCUACUUAAGCUAGCAGUUAUACUAGCUAAAUAAAGCUAAUGCUGCAUUCAACGACUGUAGGAAAUAUUGAAUUUACUAGUGGAGUUUAGCCUGAACGCUCCUUCUAGAUCUUGUAAUUUAUUUUCGCAGAAAAUUGUUUAACUCAUUGUACGUGUUCAGAUGUUUUGAGAGAUUAUACGCCGUGCUGCUACUACUACUUUCCUCAAACGACUCGAGUAGUAAAGUUGACAAUGUCUUGUGGAUAUCCAGACGUUCAGGUUUAAAUCACCCAAACUGAAGGACACAACAGCAUCCAACAGGACUUGAGUGAUAAUAUGCGACUGGUCACAUUACUGGAAGUCGUAACGUGUGGCGUGAGGCUGCGUAUUAGGAGUUUACGCGGAGUACCUGAAGGCAGCAGAUCCUGUCCCGUCCCGCAAAGUUAGCUAGCAUUAGCAGAGGAUGCAGCUAGCCGGCAGGAGAGGACCGCAGCAUCAGCAUCAUCCAUACACGAUGACAUAAAAUAUUCACCAGAUUAGUUUACUGUACGAGACGACGGUGAGGGAUUUCUUUUACACGGGAUAAAGAUGAGUCGCUUCUGCUCGGACAACAACAACUUUCCGUAUGACAACAACGUCCUAGUUUUGGACAUGGUGCUGGGCUCUCUGUGGGGAGUGCCUCAGCCCAUAAACUGGGACAAUGUGGCCAAGCUGGUACCAGGCUUCACUCCCAAGGAGUGCGCCCGUCGAUUUGAGGAGCUGAAGAGCACGGGGGGGUUCCCUCACGUGGACAACCAAUGCAACACCCUGACAGAAGGAAGCACCUCCCCGUCAGACGGCUUGUCCACGCUGCUGGACACUGGCGAGGUGGUGGAGAGAGGAAGCAGCCAGAGCAGCAGCAAAGUUACAGGCUCCAAGUCGACGCCUUCAGGAAGGAGUGGUGCUGUGGAGAAAAAAGAGAAAAGAGUCUCGGUAGAGGAAGAAGACAAACCUCAGAAACCACGAGAUCCCAACAUGGUCAUCCACGUGUGUGAUGAGACCAAGAACCUGAAGCAGGACUUCACGUGUCCCAGAGAUCUCCUGGUCAAAGAAAUGCGCUACUUUGCUGAGUAUUUGUCUGUGGACCCUCAGAGGUGGGAGGAGGUGGACAUCUCAGUUCACUGUGACGUGCAGAUCUUCGACUGGCUCAUGAACUACGUCAGGAGGAACUCUGCAGGAGAGGGGAACAAGGACAAACCUCGGCUCGAGCCCAGCAAUGUGAUCUCAAUCCUGAUCUCCUCCGAGUUCUUGAAGAUGGAUACGUUAGUGGAGGAGUGUAUCCAGUACUGCCACAAACACAUGAGCGCCAUUGUUUCCACUCCCUGCAACAUGAACUGUAUCAAUAGCAACCUGGCAACACGGAUCGCUGAACUCUUCAACCACAACGAGGCUGACGACAUCAGGGACAAAAAAGACAAGUUCAAAAGCAAACUGUUCCAAAAGAAAAUCGAGCGUCUCUUCGAUCCCAACUACCAGAGCAGAGAUUCACCGGGAAAUGCCUCAACUCUCUACAGGUGUGGUCUGUGCCUUAAGCUGCUGACCAAAGACACAGAGAGGAAGAUUUCUUGUGUCCCAGGGAAAAUCAACAUUGAUCCUCGUGGAGAGAUCAUCUAUACACACACUAGACAGAAGAGCUGGGAUGUGCAUGAAUACAUCACAAGCCUGUAUGAGGAGCUCAAGUCCUGGGUCCUAGUUUACUGGAGAAUCUGGGGUACUAUCAACUACCUCACCUGCUCCCGAUGCCAACAGGUGUUUGUGUGUGCAGAGCUGACCCAUUGCAAGUACCACCCCAACAGUGUGCUGUAUCCUGGCAUGGGUGCAGAAAAAGGCUGGCAUGGUGCAGGAAUGUAUCCCUGCUGCAACCAGCGGGUUCUCCGCUUUGACCCCACUGGGAUGCCCAAGGGCUGUAAGAUGCGAGACCACAUCGUGAACGUACCUGAUGAGGAGAACUGUGACGAGGUGACAUCUGCCCAGACCAGAGUUCUCAAUGACCUGCUGCUGCACAGAGACGCAGUGUGUUUGUCUCACACACCCCCUGCAGAGGGAGCUGAGGAGAGUCCGCCCGGUGCAGAGAAGGUCCAGGACUGUGACGUCCUCUUGGAGCCGACACUCCUCGGUCCACUGAGAGGAGACGGCAGCACUUUUUCCCUUUUGAAAAACUGGAGUCUUCAACUGAGGCAGCAGUCGCUCCUGUCAGAGGAUGAGGAGUACACCACCGGGUCAGAGGUCACUGAAGACGAGGUGGGGGACGAAGAGGAGCAGUCCAAGAAACAAGCUGCUAAGAAGGCCAAGAAGGCCCACAGACCUCUGAAAAAACAAAUGUCGUCUCCAAACUUCCAACGCAAAGAAAAAUCUGAGAAAUCACAGACCAGAGACAACACACCUUUCAUAGUGAGUGUCCAGAAAAGUAAGUGGGACAGCUCUCGCUCCAUGCGCUACAACCAGGACGCUCAGAGAGAAGAAGAUCAGCGUCGCAUGGUGGAGAUCAUUGGCCACCUGACUAAGAUGAGGUUUGGAGAGCAGGAGCAGAGUAAAUCCAAGGAUACUAAAGAGCCUGUAGGGGGAAUCUACUCCAGACUGGAAGCACAAUUCAAGAGUACCUCUCAAACCAGACAGAGUGCAGAAAAGACGCCCAGAUCUAAAAUCCGUUACGCUCAGGUCCGAACGACAUAAAAGGACUCGAUGAGACAGAAACCACCGAGCUGUUCAAGAGACCAGCGCUUAGACCAGAUGAAGAGGACAAAGAGGAAGGAGGAGAGUCCUUCUGUGAGGGCUCGUCCUCCCGGCAGCCCCUCCAGCACGGCCACCACUUAUAACCCAGCUGUGGACCCCCCUCAGUCCUUCCCCUUGUCAGUCCCGUUCCCUCGCUUCUUUGCUUAACUCAGGUGACUAUGUAUGGAUCACCAUCAACUGCAUCCUACUCUGUCGCUCAGCUCGCUGUUUAUUUGUGCAGCUGUGGCCAGUUCGUGAAAAACAAGGUGAACUGUGGAUCCAGCUCAGCUCGUAGGAAACGCACUCUGACUUCUCUCAGUGUUUCUGCAGGCACAGAUGUGUAGGGGUUUCUGAGACAUGCAUGGAAGUCCUUCUCUGCCAGUUAAAGAAUUAAAGAAAAACUAAAGUUAGACAUGAAUAUAGAAAUAUUUCGUGAUAAGUCGUUAUUUGGAGUCAGACGAGAUUAAUCCCUCAGUCAAAAUUUUGACUCAGGAAGUCCAAAUAAUGAGAUUAACAUUCAAAGCAAUUAAUCUAAAAAAAAAUAUGAGAUAGAAGGUCAAAAUUGUGACUAAGUCAUAAAAUGAGAGUAAAUUUUGAAAUUACAGCAUAAAGAAAUUUGAAUAAUUUGGAAGAAAAUCUAAAUAAUGAGAUAAAAAUGUCAAAAUUAUGAUGAAAAGCUAAAAUAAUGAGAUGAGAAAAUUAAAUGAGAAAGAAAAUUGGAAUCGUGAUUCUAAAUUUUAUGGGGGGGGAUAAUCUUUUCUUCAAUAUAUGUAGUGUUAUAAUAAUAUUAGUUUUUUCUUAUUCUGGGAGAAAAGGUCUUCUGUUGUGUUUCUGAAGUGACUCUAACGUUCACAUUAGUUUGAGUUCAUUAAUGCUGAAGAUCAGAGGAACAGAAACCUCGGUUUGUGUGAGUGAACCUGCAGACGGCGGAGCUUCAGGACCUUUAACUGAUGUCUAACUACUAAUCCUCAUUGUGUUCUGUGCUGAAGCGUCCGGUCGUCUGAUGCUGCACUAACUUACUAAUGUCCCCCCAGUUCUGGUAGAGAUCUAGCUCUCGUCAUUCCUGUGUGUGCUGGAAUGUGACUGUACUGUUCAACACUGGGACCAAUAAAACAGAAAUGACACCGA